Molecule: messenger RNA, 128 nt
Organism: Racocetra fulgida
Lineage: Eukaryota; Fungi; Glomeromycota; Glomeromycetes; Diversisporales; Gigasporaceae
Source: the annotation of a GenBank genome assembly
AGGAAAGUAGUAAAGAUAACACGGUGUUAGCUAAUGUUGUAGCUUCUCUUGAUCAUGAUUCUGUAGCUUCUUCCAGUUAUAAAUCAACUAAUAUUACUAGAUGUGAUGAAUCUCAGUCUAAUGGCAAA